AUCACGUGAUAGCUAUCGGUGGAUCCUUCUCCUCCGACACAUUGUUGCUGUGCCACAGACUACUCGUUUGGUGAGUUCAGUAGAGCCCCAGGCAUAGAACACAGCCUCGUAGUUCUUCCAGGUGGAACCGGGGUUCCGAGACACAACAAUGUCUGGGUCGUUUUUUUAUGCAACUCUCUCUCCAACCUCUCUUGCUUCGCUUCGUGCGCACGCUUUCGUGUCAGAUUCACAGUAUCUGCAAAACGCUUUUUUAACGUUUGCUACUUGUUGCAUCCUAAAGUGGGAGGUUGCACAGCAAUGUUAUGGGUACAACUUGAGGAUCCGAAUUGUUAGGGAGGUUGACGCAACCGGUAAGGGCGUGUGCCUGUAGAGGUUUCGUGGGAGCUGCUCCAGCUCUGGUAGCUCAUCAUCUGAAAUCUAGUCUCUCCAAAUGAUUGAUUUAUCCACAGUAGUUUACAGGGCUAGCGUUUGACACAAUGGAAUCAUUUACGGUUUUGGCUGUCGAGGGUCCAGUCAAUGCAAUAUUCGAUAGAUGCGGACUCGAGGGAAGGUCUAAUGUUGCAAAGUUCUUUAAGU
Macroventuria anomochaeta is the source of this 576-nucleotide messenger RNA. RefSeq lists its product as uncharacterized. Lineage: Eukaryota; Fungi; Ascomycota; Dothideomycetes; Pleosporales; Didymellaceae. The transcript has a single exon. The record is from RefSeq and is a predicted model, not a curated record. Bases 149 to 370 code for a protein of 73 amino acids.